AUGGCAUCGAUAUCAUUCCGUGGCAACAACUAUGCUCUGCAAGUUGGAGACAACCGUGGCUCGAUAGACUUCCAUCUACCUCCAGUGCGACCGGAAACUCCACCCAGCCCUCUAUCGACUGUCCCGUUCGCGCGUGAUACAGACUUUGUCAGUCGUGACACUCUACUUCAUCAGAUCCACGAGAAAAACUCAGCACCAGGGUCAAGAAUAGCGCUGGUCGGCCUCGGAGGUGUCGGGAAAUCGCAACUCGCCAUCGAAUACUCCUAUCAAGUCCGAUCCCAAUCGCCUGCGACAUGGGUUUUUUGGGUCCAUGCGAGUAACGAUGCCCGGUUCGAGCAAAGCUUUCGGGAUAUCGCAGACCAAAUCAAAAUUCAGGGCCGUCAGGAUCCUCAAGUCAACAUAUUCAAACUGGUCGAAAACUGGCUCCUGGAUGAGAGUAGAGGGAAAUGGCUUUUAAUCCUUGAUAAUGUUGAUAACGAUCAACUUCUCUGCUCGUUUUCGGUGGCAGGCAGGGAAGAUCCGAUAAGCAGCCGAACAAACGCCUCAACAAAACCACUGUUAGAAUAUAUUCCUAAGAGCCGAAAUGGUUCUGUCAUUAUCACGAGUCGCGCAAGAGAGGUUGCACUGAAGAUGGCCAUUCACAAAAACCUUAUUGAGAUUAAACCGAUGGAGGAAUCCGAAGCGCUAGAGCUUCUCCAAAGGAAGCUUGAUCAACCAAGAGAAAACAAGGAGGGUCUGCAACUGAUGAACGCGUUAGAGUUUAUGCCGCUAGCAAUCGUCCAGGCCGCAAGCUAUAUUCUACAACGGGAAUCCCGCUACUCAGUAUCACAAUACCUACAAGACUUCCAAGGGAGUGAUUGUGAAGCAAUAAGGCUUCUUAAAAAAGAGGCAGGUCACCUGUACCGGGACUGGGAAGCCAAGAAUUCAAUUUUGGUGACGUGGCAAAUAUCAUUCGAUUAUAUACGACAAACAACGCCAUCGGCAGCAGAUUUACUUUCUCUCAUGAGCUUGUUCGAUCGGCAAGGGAUACCAGAGAACCUUAUCCAGUAUCAACCUAAAGCCAGUAACAGAUCUAUUUCAGAGCACCCAAAUAACUUUGAUAAUGAUGAUGACGACACAUCUGAAUCUGAUAUAGGCCCGGAUUUUGAAGAUGAUAUCACGACACUGAGAGGUUUUUCAUUUAUAUCUAUCAGUGAAGAUAAUACUUCCUUUACCAUGCAUCGGCUGGUGCAACUGACAAUGCGCGCGUGGUUGAAAUCCCAUAAACAAAUAAACCAAUUCCGGGAGAGAUUCAUUCGUAUCCUAUGUGAUGAGUUUCCUACCGGUGAAUUCGAAAACUGGGAGAGAUGCAGGCCCCUAUUUCCUCAUGUCAGAGCGGCUAUGUCACAACGACCAUUAUCAACGAAGAAUCUACAAGAAUGGGCGACAUUACUCUAUAGAGGUGCAUGGUAUGCGUGGCAAAGCGGUAAUAUCGCAGAUACAAGAGAAAUGGCAGCAAGAUCAAGAGAGCAAAGAAUGAUCUUACUAGGUCAAGAGCAUGAAGAGGCCCUUAAUAGCACGGGCAUGUUAGCAAUAGCAUAUUGGCUUGACGGGCGGUGGGAAGAGGCCGAGCAGCUUUUUGUGCAGGUGAUGAAGACUCGCAAGACAAAGCUCGGCGAGGACCAUCCCGACACGCUGACCAGUAUGGCCAACCUAGCAUCAACAUAUUGGAAACAGGGUCGGUGGGAGAAAGCCGAGCAGCUCGAGGUGCAGGUGAUGGAGACUCGCAAGACGAAGCUCGGCGAGGACCAUCCUGACACGCUGAGUAGUAUGGCCAACCUAGCAUCAACAUAUCGGAAACAGGGUCGGUGGGAGAAGGCCGAGCAGCUCGAGGUGCAGGUGAUGGAGACUCGCAAGACGAAGCUUGGCGAGGACCAUCCUGACACGCUGAGUAGUAUGGCCAACCUAGCAUCAACAUAUCGGAAACAGGGUCGGUGGGAGAAGGCCGAGCAGCUCGAGGUGCAGGUGAUGAAGACUCGCAAGACGAAGCUCGGCGAGGACCAUCCCGACACGCUGACCAGUAUGGCCAACCUAGCAGCAACGUACUGGAACCAGGGUCGGUGGGAGAAGGCCGAGCAGCUCGAUGUACAGGUGAUGAAGACUCGUAAGACGAAGCUCGGCGAGGACCAUCCCGACACGCUGACCAGUAUGGCCAACCUAGCAUCAACAUAUUGGAACCAGGGUCGGUGGGAGAAGGCCGAGCAGCUCGAGGUGCAGGUGAUGAAGACUCGUAAGACGAAGCUCGGCGAGGACCAUCCCGACACGCUGACCAGUAUGGCCAACCUAGCAUUAACAUACUGGAACCAGGGUCGGUGGGAGAAGGCCGAGCAGCUUUUUGUGCAGGUGAUGGAGACGAGCAAGACGAAGCUCGGCGAGGACCAUCCCGACACGCUGACCAGUAUGGCCAACCUAGCAUUAACAUACUGGAACCAGGGUCGGUGGGAGAAGGCCGAGCAGCUCGAGGUGCAGGUGAUGGAGACGAGCAAGACGAAGCUCGGCGAGGACCAUCCUAACACGCUGACCAGUAUGGCCAACCUAGCAGCAACGUAUCGGAACCAGGGUCGGUGGGAGAAGGCCGAGCAGCUUUUUGUGCAGGUGAUGGAGACGAGCAAGACGAAACUCGGCGAGGACCAUCCCGACACGCUGAGUAGUAUGGCGAAUCUCGCUUUCACUUGGAAAUCUUCAGCUCACGACGCCGAGGCGAUCAAUCUGCUACGAGAGUGCUUAGCCAAGCAGAAGCAAAUACUCGGCCUCAACCAUCCCCUGACUUUAUCUCAUGCUGAAAUAUUGUUAAAAUGGGAAACAGAUGAGGAGUCUCAAACUAAUAGUGAAUAG
Messenger RNA from Penicillium malachiteum, 2874 nucleotides. Its product is annotated as tetratricopeptide repeat protein. The record is from RefSeq and is a predicted model, not a curated record. NCBI's taxonomy places the organism in Eukaryota, Fungi, Ascomycota, Eurotiomycetes, Eurotiales, Aspergillaceae. Gene Ontology annotation, molecular function: protein binding. The coding region runs from base 1 to 2874 and encodes 957 amino acids. The transcript is spliced from 3 exons. Gene Ontology annotation, cellular component: kinesin complex.